AUGGCUCCCGCGAGGCGCCUCGCGGCCGUGCUGGCGGCCACGGCGUCGACGGCGACGGCGCUAUACGUCAAUGGCUCCGUCGUUGCGCCCUGCGACUCGCCCAUCUACUGUCACGGCAGCAUUCUGGAGGAGGUUGAGUUGGCGCGCCCGUUUGAAGACUCGAAGCACUUUGUCGACAUGCCGGCGCGGCGCCCUCUCCGCGAGAUCCAGGCCGCCUUCGACCAGCUGCCCAAGCCGCUGCGAAACGACAGCAUACUCCACGACUUCCUCGAGACGUACUUUGACGACGCGGGCGGCGAGCUCAAGGCGGUGCCCAAGGAGCAGCUGCACACGGACGCGGAGUUCCUGAAGCGCAUCGAGGACCCCGUCACGCGUGAGUUUGUGGAAAAGGUGGUGGGCAUCUGGCCGGACCUGACGCGCUCGUACGCGGGCGCCGACUCGUCGUCGUGCGCCGACUGCCCCAACAGCUUCAUCCCCAUCAACCGCACCUUUGUGAUCCCCGGCGGGCGGUUCCGCGAGCCUUACUACUGGGACACGUACUGGGUGCUCGAGGGCCUGCUGCGGACGCGCGGCGCCUUUACGGAGAUCGCGCGCAACGCCAUCGACAACUUCCUCGACCUGGUGGAGCGCUUCGGCUUCGUGCCCAACGGUGCGCGCAUCUACUACCUCAACCGCUCGCAGCCGCCCAUGCUGUCGCAGAUGGUGCGCGCGUACCUGGCGCACACCAACGACACAUCCAUCCUCGACCGCGCCCUGCCUCUGCUGGUCCGCGAGCACGAGUUUUGGACGCGCAACCGCUCCGUCGAGGUGACGGUGGCAGACCACACGUACACGCUCAGCCGCUACGCCGUCGACAACACGCAGCCGCGCCCCGAGUCGUUCCGCGAGGACUACGUCCAGGCCACCAACGAGUCGUACUGGUCCCCGACCUCGGGCAUCAUCUACCCGCCGCGGGCCGGCGAGGCCCUCAACGACUCGCAGCGCGCCCUCCUCUACUCGGACCUCGCCGCCGCCGCCGAGACGGGCUGGGACUUUAGCAGCCGCUGGCUCGCCCGCCCCGACGACUCGGCCCGCGACGUCUACUUCCCGCUGCGCUCGCUCAACACGCGCAACGUCGUGCCCGUCUGCCUCAACUCCAUCCUCUACGGCAACGAGCGCGCCAUCGGCGACUUCUUCGCCAUGCGCGGCAACGACUCGGCCCGCCAGGCGUGGCACGAGGCCGCCGAGCGCCGCAGCGAGGCCAUGCACGCCCUCAUGUGGAACGAGACGCACUUUAGCUACUUUGACUACAACAUGACGUCGUCGUCGCAGCAAGUGUACGUGCGGUGGUCCGCUGACGACGACGUCGACGACGACAUGGGCGACACCAACGACGUGGACAAUAACGUCAACGGCCGCUGCAAGCACAAGCAGAACCACUACAACCACCAUGCGCCGCCGCUGCCACCGCCGCCGCCGCCCGGCCACAAAGUCUUCUUCCACGUCGCUCAGUUCUUCCCCUUCUGGACAGGCGCCGCCCCGCGCCACCUGCGCGACAACCCGCACGCCGUCCGCACCGCCUUCUCCCGCGUCGCCCGCUACCUCGACCGCCUCCCCGGCGGCGUGCCCGCGACCAACCUGCGCUCCGGCCAGCAGUGGGACGAGCCCAACGUCUGGCCACCCCUGAUGCACGUCCUCAUACAGGGGCUGCUCAACACGCCCGCCACCUUUGGCGUCGACGACCCGGCCCACCGCGACGUGCAGGACCUCGCCCUGCGCCUCGCCCAGCGGUACCUCGACUCAACGUUUUGCACCUGGUGGGCCACGGGCGGCUCGACGGCCCAGACCCCGCGGCUUGGGGGGCUGCCCGACCGCGCCGUCGGCGCCAUGUUCGAAAAGUACAGCGCCAGGGCGCUCGUCGGGGCGGGCGCGGGCGGCGAGUACGAGGUCGUCGAGGGGUUCGGCUGGACGAACGGCCUGCUCAUCCUCGUCGCCGACAUCUUCGCCACGGACCUCAAGAGGCCGGACUGCGGCGACAUACAGCCCGCCAUUACGCGCCGUGACGACGACCACCAAGCCCACCACCACCGUGAGAGGAGCGCCGUCGAGCUGCACCCCGCCGACGCGGGCAGGACCAAGAGAUUCGGUCGCCGCGCCGCCGCCGCCGAUGCCGCCGCCGAUGGUGCAAAGCAAAGUUCAUAAAUCGUUUGGCUGGAUCAACGGGCGGUCAUCGUCGCGAAGGGGAAAAAGGGGAGGAGGGCGCUACCUCUAUGUAUGUAGGGACCAGUGGGCCGAGUGGGAAACACACCAUGUAUAUAGAUAGAGUCAACAAACCACUGAACAUGCAUUGAUCAAUGUAC
This is a messenger RNA of Purpureocillium takamizusanense, 2339 nucleotides long. RefSeq names its product Alpha,alpha-trehalase. Gene Ontology annotation, biological process: trehalose catabolic process. Bases 1 to 2181 code for a protein of 726 amino acids. The record is from RefSeq and is a predicted model, not a curated record. NCBI's taxonomy places the organism in Eukaryota, Fungi, Ascomycota, Sordariomycetes, Hypocreales, Ophiocordycipitaceae. Gene Ontology annotation, molecular function: alpha,alpha-trehalase activity. The transcript is spliced from 2 exons.